AUGGUGGCUCCUUCACUGGCGCUGUACGAGAGCCCGCUGCGCUACUACUUGAUCCUGGAUGCCGAUGCGGACAUCCGAGAUUUGGAAGUGGGCGACCUGAGCGACAUGGAAUCUGAUGUGCCAGUUGGCUUCCUGGAGCAUUUGCGGGAUGAGCGCGAGCGCAGGACUCGACCUUCGCUAUCGCCAGAGGAGUUCGAGCGCAAGCCGGAAGCCUUUUCGACGUCAGCUGGAGCCGCAUCCAUGUCGUUUGCCACCAUGACUCUGGACUGGACGCGGAAGCAAGGCAGGGUCGGAACGGAUCGGCUAGCGAGGCUUUGGGCCACGAUGCUCGAAACCGCUGGCCUCACGGCCGAGAUCUUCGCGGUGGAUCCUGGGCAGAUCGUUUUUGCUACGCACAGGACCGAGGAGGUGAACACGAUUGAGAGGUUCGUGCUCGCGCAAGAAAGUGUGGACUUCUUCGAGUUCAAUCAGCAGCGCCGCUUUCCAGGCAGCCGGAGAGCGCCCUUGAGCACGGACGCCGCUCGGAAAGUUGAUUGGCGGGUGCGCAAAGAAAUUGCGGAUGUCUUGGGUGUUUUGGGGACGACUCGUAGCCUGCAGCUUUGA
Messenger RNA from Symbiodinium sp. CCMP2592, 603 nucleotides. NCBI's taxonomy places the organism in Eukaryota, Dinophyceae, Suessiales, Symbiodiniaceae. The record is from the annotation of a GenBank genome assembly.